This is a messenger RNA of Fonsecaea multimorphosa CBS 102226, 1476 nucleotides long. RefSeq lists its product as uncharacterized. NCBI's taxonomy places the organism in Eukaryota, Fungi, Ascomycota, Eurotiomycetes, Chaetothyriales, Herpotrichiellaceae. The record is from RefSeq and is a predicted model, not a curated record. Bases 1 to 1476 code for a protein of 491 amino acids. The transcript is spliced from 4 exons.
AUGUUUGUCACCUAUACCCAUCCUUCCCAAUUGAAGGACCCUGGCAAGCAGCAACAAGUCUCCUCCUUUGCAGCACGUAAACAGCAGACAAAGUCCGAGAGAAAAAGGUCCGAGGGAAAGACGCGGGCCUCGAAAACCCGUUCGUUCGAGCCCGUGGUUUUCCGGGCUGUCAAUUCUACGCAGCGGCGUAAAGCCAAAUUUGACCACAGGAGACCUCAAACACGCACACCUCCUGGGCCGGACGCUAAUGACCUGGUUGCCCCCUUAUCCAACACUCUUGGAGGAGUGCGUGAGGAUCCAUUCAAAUCGUACCCCAUCGAAGCCACGUAUUUGGUGAAAUGGGCAGUGGAUCAAUAUGUACAAGACGUUGCCGUCAAGAGCAGGGAACUCUUCACUGACUCAAAUGGCGACAAUUGGCUGAUGACAUAUCGGUUUUCUACGUCUCUCCAAUCCGAGAUCCUGUUUGAGUGUCUCAUACUGUAUACUCUCGCCCAGUUACCCCCUUCUUACACGCCAUUUCCUGGACUUCGCCAGAUGUGUCUCCAGUAUCGAGCCAAUAUCUUGAAGAAGCUUCGUCAACGGAUAUCCGAUCCUCGGCUCUGGGCCGAUGAUACCACCUUACAUGCUAUUGUCUCUCUGCUCGGCUCCGAUUUCCACAUGGCCGAGGAUGACUACGUGGAAAUGCAUCGAGCUGGUCUCAGGCAAGUGGUAGCUAUGCGUGGUGGGCUGGAAAGCGGGAAUUUUGACGCAAUGACAAAAUUGGUGGUAUCAUCAACCGAGUAUAUGUGCGAUAUGGCCGUAAAAAGACGACGAAAGACCCAAGAGAAGCCCAUCACUCCCGAAUUGAUUCUCCAAUAUCCCAAACAUCCUUUCCCUCCCGAGAUAUCUGACCAUGUGACCAAACUCCCAGCUGGCUUUCGUGAACUGGCACUUAGUUGCAAGAUUUCUAAUCAGACCAUUGGACUCCUAUACCAACUCGCAUCAAGGGUGUCCGGGGAGCGCCCUGAAGCGCUUCCACACGUCUGGGGCCGGAGCGAGCAGUUUGGGCUCAUGCGCGUCGUGGCUACGGAAGCCGUGCCGAAACUAGAGCGGCAUAUUUGUCUUCUUGCCCUCGUGUUUGAACGGUCCUGGAUUGCAACGACUUCCGACUCCGCCGGGUUUCGAAGGAUGUACGGGCGAAUGGGCCAAGUAUUUCGGGACCGGUUACAAGAACUGACCAAGAAUAUGAUUGAGCUUGGGACAGACGUGGACAGCGACUUUCAGGUAUGGACGACGAUGAUCAUUGUGACGGCAACGGAUGAAUGCAAAUUGAGCGAGGAUGAGGGAAAAGAGCUCAUGGCGCUCGCGUUCAUGCUAUGUCCGCAGAUGAAGAGUUGGGACACUACAAUGAAGGCUCUGAAAAGAUAUUACUGGAACGAACUCUUGAUGGCUCGGUGGCACUCGGAGUGGUUAUUUGCGAGAUCUUAUAGUCUAUAG